AUGGCUACUACAAACAUUUUGCCUAAAGAAAUACGUUAUUCAGCCUUUCUUGCUUCUGCAACAAGCGGAAUUGUACUUGUAAUUUCAUUAUUUGCAAUGAUACAAAUUCAACAAGAAAUUAGUGGAUUUUGGGAGGAAGUGGAUGCUGGUGAAUCAAUAGAAGAAAAUUGGAACGACUUAAGGCGGGUUCGCCGCGAAGUAUACGAACCUUCCGCACCUGAAUCAAAGCCUCCAGGAAUCUCAACAAAUACGAACGCCGCAUGUAACUGCGCCACUGGAAGUAGUAAUAAAUGCCCUCCGGGUAUACCAGGGCCAAAAGGAGUUAGAGGAAAGCCUGGAAAUGAUGGAAAGGAUGGAUUGAAUGGCAUACCUGGAAAGGAUGCUUCUGAUGUUCAAUUAGCUCCUGAAUAUGAACGUUGUUAUUAUUGCCCCUCGGGUCAACAGGGAACAGUCGGACCUACAGGCAAAUCGGGACCUAGAGGGAUGAAGGGAGUCAAUGGCAAGCCAGGAGCAGCUGGAAGAGAUGGCCAACCUGGCAGUCCUGGGGAUAACGGGCCACCAGGCGCUCAAGGGGUUGUAGGACAACCAGGUCCUGUUGGAGAGAAAGGACGCGAUUUUCACCAACAAAUAGGCCGUCCAGGUUCAAAGGGUCCAAAAGGACCCCCUGGACCUCAAGGCCCAAUCGGAAAUCCCGGAAUGCCUGCACCGCCGGGACCGCCUGGAGAAACGCCUGGAGAGAGGGGAAAUCCAGGUAAUUUCCGAUUCAAAAUAUUGUCUAUUUUGUCAUUCAAAAAAGGUCCACCGGGAGAAGUCGGAAAGCCAGGACCUACAGGAUUUGAAGGAAACAAUGGAAAACCAGGUAGCUGGUUGCAAGCUUCAAUUAACAUUUUUCUCGUUAAAGGACCCGAUGCUCACUAUUGUAGUUGCCCACCUCCAUCAUUUACUAGCAGAACAAAAAGUAAUGGUUCUGUGAACCGUGGUCCUUAUAAUUACUACUUUGGAAUGUCUAGGCGAACUAGAGUUUAA
Meloidogyne enterolobii is the source of this 1026-nucleotide messenger RNA. NCBI's taxonomy places the organism in Eukaryota, Metazoa, Nematoda, Chromadorea, Rhabditida, Meloidogynidae. The record is from the annotation of a GenBank genome assembly.